Messenger RNA from Dunckerocampus dactyliophorus (ringed pipefish), 3258 nucleotides. It is a transcript of the gene htr7c, whose product is annotated as 5-hydroxytryptamine (serotonin) receptor 7c. Gene Ontology annotation, biological process: G protein-coupled receptor signaling pathway, coupled to cyclic nucleotide second messenger; chemical synaptic transmission; vasoconstriction. The record is from RefSeq and is a predicted model, not a curated record. The transcript is spliced from 2 exons. Bases 249 to 1454 code for a protein of 401 amino acids. Gene Ontology annotation, molecular function: G protein-coupled serotonin receptor activity; neurotransmitter receptor activity. Gene Ontology annotation, cellular component: dendrite; plasma membrane. NCBI's taxonomy places the organism in Eukaryota, Metazoa, Chordata, Actinopteri, Syngnathiformes, Syngnathidae.
UUUUAGUGUGCUCAUCGAACUGACGCGCUCGUUCUCUUUUUUUGUUGCGUUGGUAGGUUUGGAGCUGAAGUGGCCCUGUGGAAAAAGGUCUCGCCCUCCAGCAGCUGGACCACCUUUACACCGAGAGGCGAUCGACAAAGUGAAAGCAGUGGACCGGACUGGAAAGCAGGUCACACACAUCCAAAUAUGCGCGUUGGAGUGCGCUGGCGAGGCGUCCCUUUUCUUCAUUCCAUGGUAGCGUUGUCGUGAUGUUCAACACGUCCGGCAUUGAGCUCCCUUUGAACAAGAAAGAGGAUAUUUCCGAAGUUAUCAAUGGCACUUUGCAGCUUCUUUACCAAGCUGCGGUCACCAUCGCUCCCACAACCAUGUGGAACGAGUCGUGCGGGGAGCAGCUACAGGAUUUUGGACGCCCGGAGAAGAUCAUCAUCGGGGUGAUGCUGGCCAUCAUCACGGCAGUUACAGUCAUGGGAAACACGCUGGUCGUGAUCGCAGUGUGCGUGGUGAAGAAAUUAAGGCAGCCUUCAAACUACCUUUUGGUGUCUUUAGCUGUCGCUGACCUGUCUGUGGCCAUAGCGGUGAUGCCGUUUGUGAUCGUGACGGACCUCACCGGCGGCAAGUGGCUUUUUGGAGAAGUCUUUUGCAACAUAUUCAUCGGCAUGGAUGUAAUGUGCUGCACUGCCUCCAUAAUGACCCUGUGUGUCAUCAGCGUGGACAGGUAUCUGGGGAUCACACGGCCCCUCACCUACCCGGCCCGACAGAAUGGUCAGCUGAUGGCAAAGAUGAUCUUCGGCGUGUGGCUGGUGUCUGCAUCCAUCACUUUGCCCCCGUUCUGCGGCUGGGCCAAAAAUGUCCACACAGCCGGCGUGUGCCUCAUCAGCCAAGACUUUGGCUACACCAUCUAUUCCACAGCCGUAGCCUUCUACAUCCCAAUGCUGGUCAUGCUGGUCAUGUACUACAAAAUCUUCCGGGCGGCCCGCAAGAGUGGGGCCAAGCACCGCUUCACUGACCUUUCCCGCCGUGAGCGCCUCGAAACAGUGGCUAAUGAGGCGCUGCGAAUGCAGGGCCUAAAGCCUCCUGGUGUGGCAGAGGAGUGCGCCGCAUUGUCCCGACUGCUGAACCGUGAACGGAGAAACAUCUCCAUUUUCAAACGAGAGCAGAAAGCAGCCACGACACUGGGGGUUAUUGUGGGGGUCUUUGCUGUGUGCUGGCUGCCAUUUUUCAUCCUGUCCACUGCAAGGCCCUUUAUCUGUGGCGUAGAGUGCAGCUGUGUGCCCAUCUGGCUGGAGCGCACGCUGCUGUGGUUAGGUUAUGCCAACUCCCUAAUGAACCCCUUCAUCUAUGCCUUCUUCAACCGAGACCUGCGCUCCACUUAUCGAGACCUUCUUCGCUGCCGAUAUCGGAACAUCAACCGGCGUCUGUCAGCGGUGGGCGUGCACGAAGCCCUCAAGGUUUAAAGAAGGUUCGCAGCAUACACUGACUCACAGAGUGAAACGUGGUGGCCUCGCACUUGAACUCGUGUACCUCGUGGAUUGUGGCGUGAACGCAGCCAGCAUGUAGAUAAGAAACAUUCUGACAGAAAGAGAGUCACUGUUGGAAGCUCUCUGAUCACUUCAGUGUGUGUGUGAGAGAGCGAGAGAGACACUCGGUUAUGCUAUUUUUGGAAACAAAAUGGUUGAGGGAACUGAAAUAUCCAAGUUGACACUGCUUUUGUGCAUUUAUUGUUGGGUGAUGUAGUGUCACACCAUAUAUCAUGGGAACACGAGACAAAGACAAUGGAAGCCAAACACUUUAUGUAUACUCCAAAAAGGAGCGAUUGCCCUUGAGGACAAUGCAUAUUAGCUUCUUUUGCUGACCAUAUCCUGCAGUGACAGGCGGUCAGAGGAGGCAGGUGAGGCAGAGCCAUCAUAAAAAAUGUAUUUAUUUUUAAAUGUACGUAUUGUAUUCUGUAUGAUUUUUUAAAAACAUUUUCUUAACUAAAAACCGCUCAAUUUGAACGUUUCCUGAUCAAAUACAGGCAUAGACAUGAAAUUAGUCUGCGUUAGCCGAGCCCACCCUUUGAUUGCAGAUGUUUGCAGAAACAUUUAUUAUACACCGUGCAUUUCUACAGCCUGUGUGUUAUGACUGUAUAAGUCUGACAUCGUUAUUCUCGCAAAACGGACAAUAAACUGCAGAGAGAUGUCAUACAGUGAGGUGCACAGCACACUGCCUCACGAAGGGGGCGUACGGGAGCUGGCAGGUGCUUGUCGCUGCCAUCUUUUUACACUGAGGCAAAACGGCCAAGAGACUUUUAAAACAAAAAGAAAAUAAGAACUUUUACAUCACAGUACUAUAGCUUUUCCUGGAAAAGGAAAGGCACAUGGACUUUGUAUGCAAAUACAGGUGAGACCACAAAUGGCGUUCAGUUAAAAAAAAAAAAAAAUAAAUUAGAAGAAUUUGAAAACUUAUUAUUUUCUUCUUUUUCUUGCUAUACUCUGUAUUAACACUGAUUUGAGCACAAUAAUUUUCAGUUGUAAAAAAAAAGUCGGCGCCUCACCAGCCAUGAACCUCACCGCACGUCACUGAUGCAUUUUGCUGUACACUUAAGUAUCGACUGCAUCAGGUCACAUGCGAGUAAUAGUUUCAAAGUGGUCCUGUCACCCAAACACGGUAAAUGUUCAGAAUGUGGUGAUAGAUAAUGCCAGGUGGCAACUUGGGUUAAACAUAUUCUCGUGAAAACCUCAGUUUUUGUUCUGACAGAGAAAAUAGUGUUGCCUGAAACAGAUGAUAUUUAUAGAAUUUGAAUAGUCACGAUACCGUAGCUAUGACCAUAAGUGUUCCAUGUUUCACACAGUCACGCACUUUAAUGACUUAUUUUCACUGCUGUUUUUUCACACUGCAGUUGGCUUGCUAACCUUGAUGAUACAGCAAGAAAACUUUAAAACACUUUGAGAUAAUGUGUUCCAGACACUGCUUCACUGGUCAACGAGUAUCUGUAUCAUUCUUUUGAGAUGAGGAGUGAUCAACCGCGACAACUCUUUGACGGUUUGUGUAAACGUGUGUCACAGGCCGUCCAUCAAACAGUGUGUGCUGAUUCUACCUCGACUUUUGACAAUACUGCACAUUUCCUCCAAACAUAUGUAACUAUCUUUUUGUAAUCAGCAGCUCUUUUUCAAGCAUUGUCAAGUGUAUAUACAACUGCUCUGUGAUUGGCCUGUUUAAAUACUCAGUGGCAUUACUCUAUUUCCUUUGUAAAUAAAGACACACCUGCUUAUAAUGGCA